Messenger RNA from Penicillium taxi, 420 nucleotides. Its product is annotated as SNUT3/LISCH7 family protein. Bases 1 to 420 code for a protein of 139 amino acids. The transcript is spliced from 2 exons. Gene Ontology annotation, biological process: RNA splicing. Gene Ontology annotation, cellular component: precatalytic spliceosome. The record is from RefSeq and is a predicted model, not a curated record. Lineage: Eukaryota; Fungi; Ascomycota; Eurotiomycetes; Eurotiales; Aspergillaceae.
AUGGCUGGUUCAUCAGCAAAUCCGUCAGCGAAGCCACUGUCGCAGCGCGCUCCACUCCGGGUCCAAAAAUUCGACAUAUCCAAACGCAAAGAAAACCCCCAAAAAUACCAGGAUCAUCGAGAGCAAUUGGAAUCUGCGUUGAAACCCAAGGGCAAGUCUGUCGACGCUAGCGAAACUAGUAAGCGCAAGGCAAAAGAGCCCAGUCCAGAUGAAUCUAGCGAAGACGAGAUCGACGAAGAAAUGAUGGCAACUAUGCGUGAGGUUAUGGGAUUCACCAGAUUUCGAAGCACCCACAACAUGAAGGUCCCGGGAAACAAUGUCGGCUAUGUACGGAAGACCAAGGUGCUCCAGUAUCGCCAGUACAUGAACCGAAGUGGUGGUUUCAACCGCGCACUGAGUCCUAGUGGCGGGAAGGAUUAG